AUGGAAACCCCCAGCACCCCGAUGAGGCCUAUAGUGGUGUCUACCCCGCUGGCACCAGAGAGGCCUAAACCCAGAAAGCGUUAUCUCAGCACCAGCUCUGACGAUGAACAGUUCCCACCAACAAAGACCCCACAGGAGGAAGAUGAGGAGAUCUCACAAAUAUGGCAAAGCUUGUUGGACUCUAUCUCGAUACCAAACUCUAUAAUGCAGGAGCCAGCAGCAGAGGCUGUAACAGCUGAAGAACCUGAGAAGUGCAUCAAUACUAGCAUCCCGCCGUCACCUAUUGAGCUUUGGAAUAUGGCUUCUGCAAGUAACAUUCACAUUCAGGCUCCUGAAGCAUUGGCAAACAAUCAGCCGGCGCAUCUCACCCUGAAAAAUCUUCUUGGACUGUCGAUUGAUGAAACACAGCACAUUUUACCAAGAAAGCGUCGAGGAGCUAUGCGUGGAAUUGUCAGAGCAACCAUUUAUGGCAUCUUGAAACACUGCCUAAGCCAGUAUCUGUAUGAGAGCUGUAUUGGAUGUACAAUACAGGCCCCUGGACAGAGCUCUCACGAAUGUACAGUAUGGACAGAAAAUGACAUUUCCACAAAACUACGCAUUCUUUGUGCAAAACUCUGGUUUCAGCCUGUGUUGCAUGUUGUUAUCCUCAUUGGUUAUUCUCUAAAUUGUCUUGCUUUGACCUCAGAGAAUGUGGACCAGGUCUUAAUUCUGACUACAGAGAUUAGCAGAGCUAUAAAUCCUCGAAUGUACCUUGAAAAAAUUAUGAAGACCACCGACCAAUCCUUUCUUCAACAUGUAGAACGCGUAAUCAAAGAUCGGCCCUAUAAGUCAUUUCUUACAUCUAAACUCCAUCUUUUCAAUUGA
Elgaria multicarinata webbii is the source of this 864-nucleotide messenger RNA. RefSeq lists its product as uncharacterized. Bases 1 to 864 code for a protein of 287 amino acids. The record is from RefSeq and is a predicted model, not a curated record. The transcript is spliced from 4 exons. Lineage: Eukaryota; Metazoa; Chordata; Lepidosauria; Squamata; Anguidae.